GCGAGGCCGCCGCGGCGGCGGGGGAGGUGGGGCGAGGCGAGGCUUGCUAAGGCGAGGCGGCAGCCGGGCCGGGCCACAGGCGGUGGCGGCGGGACCAUGGACGCGGCUGCCGCUGCUCCGCGUCCCGGACUGUUCCCCCUCGUGCUGGCGGCGGCGGUGACGCUGGUCCCGGGGGCAACGGCAUUGCAGUGCUUCUGCCACCUUUGCACGAAAGACAAUUUUACCUGUGUCACGGAUGGGCUCUGCUUUGUCUCUGUCACAGAGACCACAGACAAGAUUAUACACAACAGCAUGUGCAUAGCUGAAAUCGACCUGAUCCCUCGAGACAGGCCGUUCGUGUGCGCUCCGUCCACAAAGACGGGGUCUGUCACAACGCCGUACUGCUGCAACCAGGACCAUUGCAAUAAGAUAGAGCUUCCGACCGUGGGAAAGCCGUCCCCAGGCCUCGGUCCCGUUGAACUGGCGGCUGUCAUUGCCGGGCCGGUCUGCUUUGUCUGCAUCUCCCUCAUGUUGAUGGUCUACAUCUGCCAUAACCGCGCUGCCCUCCACCAUCGAGUGCCGAAUGAAGAGGACCCUUCCUUGGAUCGCCCUUUUAUUUCAGAGGGCACCACGUUGAAAGAUUUAAUUUAUGAUAUGACGACAUCGGGGUCUGGAUCAGGCCUACCAUUGCUUGUUCAGAGAACAAUUGCCAGAACUAUUGUAUUACAAGAAAGUAUUGGCAAAGGCCGAUUUGGAGAAGUUUGGCGGGGAAAGUGGAGAGGAGAAGAAGUCGCCGUUAAAAUCUUCUCCUCUAGAGAAGAACGUUCCUGGUUCCGAGAGGCAGAGAUUUAUCAGACCGUGAUGUUACGUCAUGAAAACAUCUUGGGAUUCAUAGCAGCCGACAAUAAAGACAAUGGUACGUGGACUCAGCUCUGGUUGGUGUCAGAUUAUCAUGAGCAUGGAUCCCUUUUUGAUUAUUUGAACAGAUACACGGUUACCGUGGAAGGAAUGAUAAAACUCGCUCUGUCCACAGCAAGUGGACUUGCUCAUCUUCAUAUGGAGAUUGUCGGUACCCAAGGAAAACCAGCCAUUGCUCACAGAGAUUUGAAAUCAAAAAACAUCUUGGUAAAAAAGAAUGGAACUUGCUGUAUUGCAGACUUGGGGCUGGCAGUAAGGCAUGAUUCAGCCACAGACACAAUUGAUAUCGCCCCAAACCACAGAGUGGGAACAAAAAGGUACAUGGCCCCUGAAGUUCUAGAUGAUUCCAUAAACAUGAAACACUUUGAAUCCUUCAAGCGCGCCGACAUCUAUGCAAUGGGCUUAGUAUUCUGGGAAAUAGCCCGAAGAUGUUCCAUUGGUGGAAUUCAUGAAGAUUACCAGCUGCCUUAUUAUGAUCUUGUACCCUCCGAUCCAUCAGUUGAAGAAAUGAGAAAGGUUGUUUGUGAACAGAAGUUGAGGCCAAAUAUUCCAAACAGAUGGCAGAGCUGUGAAGCCUUGAGAGUCAUGGCCAAAAUUAUGAGAGAAUGUUGGUACGCCAACGGGGCAGCUCGGCUCACGGCCUUGCGGAUUAAGAAAACUUUGUCACAACUCAGUCAACAGGAAGGCAUCAAAAUGUAACUGCGGCUUUGCCCGAACUCUGCUCUUCGUCAGAUCUGCUCCUGGGUUCUGAUUUGGGAGGUCAGUUGUUCUACCUCACCGAGAGGGAAUAGAAGGAUGCCGCUUCCUUUGGAAAGGUCGAUUUACAACUCCCCAGGACUGCUGUGGACCCAGGAACCAGCCCUGUGGGUCCUCGCUGUGCACUAUGAACUCUUCUUUCCCGGGACAGACACGGAGUGUUGUGUAGUCUACCUUUACUUUUUAUUAACACAAGCCUUUUUUUACAGAUGAUUGCUGGUCUUAACUUUAGUGACCCUGCUGUGCUGAAGGUCAUCUUAAGGGUAAAGGAGCUGGAUUGCGAGUUACACGGAGCAUUUCUUGUUUUUAAAGAAAGUGAUUUACUCCUGGUUAGUACAUUCUCAGAGGAUUCUGAACCACUAAAGAGUUUCUUUGAUUCAGACUUCGAAUGUACGGUUCUAUAAAUUUCAGGAUCUUAAAACUAACACUUAAAAAACUCUUAUCUUGAGUCUAAAAAUGACCUCAUACAGUAGUGAGGAACAUAAUUUAUGCAAUUGUGUUUUGUAUACUGUUAUUGUUCUUUCACAUAUUCAGAACAUUACAUGCCUUCAAAAUGAGAUUGUACUACACCAGUAAGUGCCACUUCUGUGUCUUUCUAAUGGAAACAAGCAGAAUGGCUUAGAGCCUGUGCUUGUUAAAACCUGUAGUGUUUCGAUCCAAAAAGUGUAUUUAUCUGGUAACAUAGACCUUUUCUGUUCUGUUUUUUGGGAAGAGGUUUUGUGGUAUGUCAUUCGGUAUCCCAUUCUGAAAAAUGCCUUUCUCCUGCCAAAAUGUGCUUAAACCACUGAAGAGAUGAAGCGGCAUUCAUUGUCAGUUGUUAUCACGGUCACUUUCGAAGAAUCUCACGUCAGGUUUUUGUGUUUCAGCAGUGUUGUCUGAGUGUGCUUCAAGAAACACGGGGUGGCACUCUAGACGCUUCUAGGGCUUUCAUGUAAAGUUUGUAGCAUCCAGACUAAUUUUUCUAAAAGGGAGAAUCUGUCUAGCUGCUUGUGAAAAGCUGUGUGGCGUUCUGUAAGCCAUUUUGUUCCUUAUCUGAUCAAAGACAGUGUUAUUUUUUUAAGAAAUGAAUUAUGUUUCAAGUUAGCAUAUGGGUAAUGUUAAGUGAUAGGCCUUUUUCUAGGAGGGUAAAGGUAGUUAAUAAUUGGAGUAGGUACCAGGUGUGCAAGAGAGUCAUGUUUGUCACGUAGGGGUCAUUGUUCGGUGCAGUUUCUGUCUUUGUAACUAGGGUUAGAUUUAGUGUGGCUUUGAGGUCUCACUACAUUUUGAGGAAGGAAGCUUCUAAUAUUCUCUUUCCUUCUGUGCACAGAUAUUUUAACUGCCCAAUUUCCAUGGUUAUGUAAUAGAUUCAGUGCACUCCGGAUAUUUGGGAGAGUGGUAGCUAAAGCAUAUUCUGAAUUUAGGUUCUCCAUUUACAGGUGUUUUUUGGUCAGAGUAAAUGUUUCAAAUAAACUGGUUAUGGUCUUCUCA
Molecule: messenger RNA, 3120 nt
Organism: Artibeus jamaicensis (Jamaican fruit-eating bat)
Lineage: Eukaryota; Metazoa; Chordata; Mammalia; Chiroptera; Phyllostomidae
Gene: TGFBR1
Product: transforming growth factor beta receptor 1
Exons: 9
Coding region: 97-1596 (499 amino acids)
Biological process (GO): nervous system development; cellular response to growth factor stimulus; heart development
Cellular component (GO): plasma membrane; activin receptor complex
Molecular function (GO): ATP binding; activin receptor activity, type I; SMAD binding
Source: RefSeq, a predicted model, not a curated record